Messenger RNA from Salvelinus sp. IW2-2015, 2375 nucleotides. The record is from RefSeq and is a predicted model, not a curated record. NCBI's taxonomy places the organism in Eukaryota, Metazoa, Chordata, Actinopteri, Salmoniformes, Salmonidae.
GCAAAGCGGUAUUUAAAGUAUUUUUUUUGGUUAAGGCCGUUAGUUAACCGUUAGCUGCUGACACAGAACAGGGGUGUUGCUGAUUGGCUGGUCACCACUUAUCAGAGGUGUCAAGCUAGGCUGCUAUACCAAGGCCCUGAGGAAUCCAUCAGCAUCAUAUUUUGUGAACUCCUGACCUGAAGAUACAGUGUAGCUUUAAAGUUUUUUUUAUUCCGUUUAACUUCUCGUUCUGUCUACUCCGUUGGGACAAGCCAGUCACAAGCUGUUCUCACUGGCAGGAACUUGAAGAGAGGCAGUUUCCUAGAGGUCAGAGGUCAGGCCAUGACCCCGAGGGAGCAGCUGAGAAAGAUGUCAGCGAUGGGGGAGCAGGGGGCUCUGGAUGAGAAACACUGGUAUCGCCUGGUCAACGGCAUGUCUGCUGGAGAGCUACGUCAGCGGCAGGAGAUGAUGAUGAGGAAUCAGAUGACCAUGACUCCUCAGAUCCUGGCCCAGGGACAGCAGAGGCUACAGGGGGUGCCCACCCAGUUUGAGCCCCGCUUCAUGGAAAGAGAGCUAGCUCCUCCCUCUGAGAUGGUAUCUUCUGAGGUCAGGCAGAUGCACAUGGGGGGUCACCUCGGUCCGCCCAUGCCCCCACACCCUGGUAUACCUGGCAGGGGCUUCCCUGGAGCUGGCUAUAGCUUCAUGCCCUCAGAGCCCAUGGAAACAGUUGCCCGGCGACAGGAGCUCAUCCACAAGCAGAACAUCGCCAGGAUGGAGAUGAAUGCCAUCCUCCACCAGAAGGAGAUGGAGAACGCGCAUCAGAAGGGUCUGAUGGGUAUGGAGGCGCCCAUGAUGUACCAGUCCAACGCCAUGGCGUUCCGAGGGCGCCAGCGCCUCCCAGACGGCCACGAUGUCUUCGUCCACCGCACCACCCUGGAGGAAAUGCAGGCCAACAGCCUCCUGAUGUCCUCCAGCCCCUAUCCACCAAUCAGCACGCUGCAGAGGGAGAGGAGCCGCAGGGCCGGUCGCAGGGCAACGAAUCACAAGAGCGCAGAGAGCCACGCAUCGGGCCCAAAGGGCCAAUCGGAGGACAAGAGCGUGGAGCAGAGUCCCGGCGGUGCCUCGGGAGAGGAGAAAGAGGCAGAGGGGAAAAUGGACAUGGGAGGGGAGGCGGCCAGCAAACAACAUCAAACCAAAAUGGAUGCACAGCUCUCGGCUGGCAGCAGGAAGAGCUACAAGGAGGAGGAGCAGGGCCUGCGCAAGGCCUGCAUAAACAGUCAAGAUGGCUGCCCUGACGUUACCAACUGCAACAGUGGGGCCAGUGACAAAGACAUGCCUGGCCAAUGCUCUGCGUUCCAGUAUCCCUCCGCCAGUGGACCUAUCCCAGGCAUGCCUUACAUGUUCCCUCAUGGGCACCCCAAUCUCUUUCUCAACGGAGAAGAUAUGUCCUCUAUCCAAGACCUUAGGAAGUGGACAGUGGACGACGUGUACAACUUCAUCAACAACAUACCCAGCUGCUCUGAAUAUGCUCAGACGUUCAAGGACCACGUGAUAGAUGGGGAGACGUUGCCGCUCCUGACAGAAGACCAUCUACUGGACACCAUGGGACUGAAGCUGGGUCCUGCACUCAAGAUUCGAUCACAGGUGUCUCGACGGCUAGGCAGCAUGUUUUAUAUGAUGAACCUCCCGCUCGCCGCCGCCGCCGCCGCCGCUCUGCAGGCCGCCCCUGAGAAGGCAGGAGGAGGCCGAUCGUCAGAGAUCAGCUCCCCUGUUAACUGUAACAGUGUGGAGAUGAUGGGCAGCCCGUGUACCAGAGACCCAGAGGGCCUGAAACCAACCGACUCCCUCCCAGAGACUGACAACCCCUCUCCCCCUUCGGCCAGCAGUGGAACUGUCUGAGGUAUCAGUGUGUGGGAGAAGAGUCGUCAGCCAGUGGCUCAGAUCCAAGUCGACCACUAGCCCCUACCACAUACACAUAGACACAUACCCUCUAAGGACUUCAUGUAGAUUUUUAAGCAUUGGAUGGGUAUAAGUGAUAUAGUAAUAGCUGCAUCUUGUCCUCUGAUUGGCUAGAUGGAAUUGUGUUCCAGCCCAAAGUGUUCCAGCCCAAAGAGCUGCUUUUAAGCUGCUAACCAUUUCCAUCAGGCAAUGGUGUUCACUUUUCUAGUGUGUGUCCUGCAGUGUUUAAACUGCUAGGUAUAUGAUGGCAUUUUUUGUAUGUAUUUAGUUACAGUUGAAAUGUUUGGUACUUUUUUUCCACCAUGUUUCAGAUUCAAGAUGGAGGCAGUAAACCCCAAGCCAGUAGAAAUAUAGAUGGCUUGAUGAAGAAUGGGAAGAACACUGAAUAUACACCUCUGUGUUUGAGGGGAAAAUAAACUGUAUUUUGUAAAAGUUAA